Scaptodrosophila lebanonensis is the source of this 499-nucleotide messenger RNA. RefSeq lists its product as uncharacterized. The coding region runs from base 106 to 249 and encodes 47 amino acids. NCBI's taxonomy places the organism in Eukaryota, Metazoa, Arthropoda, Insecta, Diptera, Drosophilidae. The record is from RefSeq and is a predicted model, not a curated record. The transcript has a single exon.
GCAAAAAGUUGCGAAUCGCUUAAACACUCCCACAACCACUAACUACUCCCCACCACUCUCUCCAACCACUCUCUCCUCGCACCGCCACACACUUCCGGGACGACAAUGUGGUCAAAAGUUGGCAUUAGCGGCGCCUUGCUGGUCAUGGGUGGCGUCCUCUACUCCAGCGUUGUGGACAACUUUGCUUACGUGGACCGCUCCCUGGACACGGCCAUGCCCAAGGCGAAGCGCCAUGUGGCCAAGGAAUGAGUGCCGGUCGCGAAUUCUGCGGGUGUGUGUGUAUGUGUAUGUGUGUGUGUGAGCCGCAGUGUGCCGUUAUGAACAAGGGCCGAUGACGUAUUUCUAAAACAAAACGAGACAAAAACAGUGUAAUGAUUUAUUUUUUGUGUAUUUUUUUUUCUCUAAUUAUAAUCUGUUGCAAACUAUAAUAUUUAUAGACCAGACUAUAUAUAUAUGUGUACAUAUAAUAAAAUAAUAUUUAUGUUUGAACAUUGACGAA